AGAGAGAGAGAGAGAGAGAGAGAGAGAGAGAGAGAGAGAGAGGGGUAACAAGACCGGGAAGCAGGAGUUGUUUUGGGUGUCUUUUUUUUUUUUUUCUACCCUGGCCAAACUUGAAGAAGACGUGUUUUCCAGGCGGUGUUAUAUGCUCAUCAGUGCUGAAGUGCUGCGUUUCAGGUGAUAUUGAGCAGAGGUGCUGAGAAUGAUGGACCAUCUCAGCGAGGCGUGUAUGGGCAAGGAGAACUCUGACCUGGUCAACAGCAUGGCAGAGGCCAAGGCCCCGCCGGCCAAGCUGCCCCGGCUGGAGCAGAACGGCAGCCCCCUGGGCCGGGCCAGGCUGGGCAGCACCGGGGCCAAACUAGCCGGGGUCCCGUACAAACCCACCGGCCACCUGCUGAAGACCUGUCACAAGAGAGGCAACAUGCUGCCUGUGUUCUGUGUGGUCGAGCACUACGAGAAUCCCAUGGAUUUCGACAGCAAGGAGGAGCACGCCGAGUUUGUCCUGGUGCGUAAGGACAUGCUCUUCAACCAGCUCAUCGAGAUGGCCCUGCUGUCGCUGGGCUACUCCCACAGCUCAGCGGCCCAGGCCAAAGGUAUGAUUCAGGUGGGGAAGUGGAACCCUGUCCCUCUGUCAUACGUGACGGACGCACCGGACGCUACAGUGGCUGACAUGCUGCAGGACGUCUACCACGUGGUCACGCUUAAGAUCCAGCUGCACAGUUGUCCUAAGCUGGAGGACCUUCCGCCCGAGCAAUGGAGCCACUCUACAGUAAGAAACGCCCUCAAGGAGUUACUCAAAGACAUGAAUCAGAGCUCUCUGGCUAAAGAAUGUCCCUUAUCACAGAGUAUGAUUUCCUCCAUUGUGAACAGCACUUACUAUGCAAAUGUGUCGGCGGCGAAGUGUCAGGAAUUUGGGCGCUGGUAUAAACAUUUCAAGAAGACACCAGUCGGCAUACGCCAACCCUCCCAGCUGGAGGGCUACCUGGGGACGUGUGUCCUCCGUGAGAGCCCCCGUGCCAAUGCACUAGCAGAGAUGGAUGGCCUGUCCGACCUCUCUCCACCCGGCUCUAAUCACAGCCACAGCCACAGCCACAACCACAACCACAACCACCUGGGCUUCUCCCAGCAGCAGCAGCCUAUUCCCGGCAGCACAGCCGAGCAGACUCCUUCCUCGCCGGUGCCACCGCUGCCCCACGCUCCACCGACGCACGGUGGCCAGACCGGUGGCCGGCAGCCCCAGCUUCCCAGCCUGCACCACCCGGGCCUGGUGUCCACGCCCAUCAGCCCCCAGCUGGUCAACCAGCAGCUUGUGAUGGCACAGAUCCUCAACCAGCAGUACGCAGUGAACCGGCUGCUGGCGCAGCAGUCCCUGUCCCAGCAGUACCUCAACCACCCACCUGUCAACCGCAACUCCCACUCCAAGCCCAUGGAGCCACAGGUGGCAUCAAACACAGAGGUGUCCGUCGAGAUUUACCAGUGGGUGAGGGACGAGCUGAAGCGGGCGGGCAUCUCCCAGGCAGUCUUCGCCCGCGUGGCCUUCAACAGAACCCAGGGCCUGCUGUCCGAGAUUUUACGCAAGGAGGAAGACCCGAAAACAGCGUCCCAGUCGCUGCUGGUCAACCUCCGCGCCAUGCAGAACUUCCUGCAGCUGCCGGAAGCUGAGCGCGAUCGCAUCUAUCAGGAUGAGAGGGAGCGCAGCCUCACGGCAGCAUCGGCCAUGGGCGCCCCCCCACUCAUCAGCACUCCACCCAGCCGACCUGUACAGCCGCGGAGGGAAGACUGUAACAGCGUAAGGCCCGAGGACUGGAACCCCCGAACCCCCGUGGGCAUUUCCCCUGAUUUUCAUCAUUUCCGUUGCCCUUACUCUUUUGACCAGGUAAAACCGUCGCCUCUGCCCAGCGAGUGGAACGGCAAAACAGAGAGCUGCAUCCUCAACAUCAACUCCACCAUCUACGACGAGAUCCAGCAGGAGAUGAAGAGGGCCAAAGUUUCCCAAGCCCUGUUCGCAAAGGUGGCCGCCUCCAAGAGCCAGGGUUGGCUCUGUGAGCUGCUGCGUUGGAAGGAGGAUCCCUCUCCGGAGAACCGGACGCUCUGGGAGAACCUCUCCAUGAUCCGCCGCUUCCUGAGCCUCUGCCAGGUCGAACGCGACGCCAUCUACGAGCAGGAGAGCAGCGCCGGGCAGCAGCAACACCACAACGAGCGGCCCAUGCACUUGAUGCACAUCUCCACUGAGCAGCCACAGGCUCAGCCACCCCAUCCACAACAGCAGCACCCGCCCUCCCUGUCCCUCCAGCACCCCUCCCAACCCCUUUUGUCCCAGCAGCCCUUGCAGCAACUGCAGCCCUGCACCGGCCCCCGGUUGCCGCCUCGCCAGCCCUCCACCGCUUCCCCGGCCGAGACGGAGGACGAGGGCAGCCGUGGAGGGAGCAUCAAGUCCCGCACCUGCGGAGGGAAGAUCUCCCUGGAGGCUCUGGGCAUCCUGCAGAGCUUCAUCCAGGACGUAGGCCUGUACCCCGACGAGGAGGCCAUCCACACGCUGUCGGCCCAGCUGGACCUGCCCAAGCUCACCAUCAUCAAGUUCUUCCAGAGCCAACGCUUUUACAUCAAUCACCCAGCCAAGGCGCCCAAGGAGCCCAGUAACAACAACAACAACAACAACAACAACAGCAGCAGCACCGCGGCCACCACCAACACCAACACCAGCAGCAGCGGGGGCAGCAGCAGCAGCAGCCCAGCCUUCGAGGAGGAGCUAACGGACUUCAGGGAGAGCGCAGAGCUCCUGAAGGAGCUGGACGACAGCACGCAGACCAACAGCACCAUCUUCUCCAUCAAGAUGGAAGAGCAGCUGGCCCGAGGCGCAGAGGCCCAGUCCGAGUCUGAGCACGAGGCCAAGGAGUAGGACUCCGCCCCC
Perca flavescens (yellow perch) is the source of this 2908-nucleotide messenger RNA. RefSeq names its product SATB homeobox 1b (gene satb1b). Gene Ontology annotation, molecular function: DNA-binding transcription factor activity, RNA polymerase II-specific; RNA polymerase II cis-regulatory region sequence-specific DNA binding. The transcript has 13 exons. NCBI's taxonomy places the organism in Eukaryota, Metazoa, Chordata, Actinopteri, Perciformes, Percidae. The coding region runs from base 200 to 2896 and encodes 898 amino acids. Gene Ontology annotation, biological process: chromatin remodeling; regulation of transcription by RNA polymerase II. The record is from RefSeq and is a predicted model, not a curated record.